AUGCCCGAGGAGGUCAGCAAACCCGACACUCGCGUCCCCGUGACGGUGCUCACCGGGUACCUGGGUUCCGGAAAGACGACGCUCGUGAACCACAUUCUCACGGACAAGUCGCACGGGAAAAAGAUCGCGAUCAUCGAGAACGAGUUCGGCGACGUCGGCAUCGACGACGCGCUCAUGGCGAAGAACGCCAAGGCGCAGAUCGAGGAGGAGAUCGUCGAGAUGAUGAACGGCUGCAUCUGCUGCACGGUCCGCCAGGAUCUCGUCGUCGUUCUCAAGAAGUUCGCCGAUCGCGUCGCCGCGGGGACGCUCAAGCUCGACGCGGUGCUCAUCGAGACGACCGGCAUGGCCGACCCCGCGCCCGUCGCGCAGACCUUCUUCGUGGACGACGAGGUGGAAAAGUUUUUCCGCCUCGACGGCAUCGUCACGCUCGUCGACGCGAAGCACGUCGAGCAGCACCUCGACGACCCGAGGCCGGAGGGCGUGGAGAACGAGGCGGUCGAGCAGGUUGCGUUCGCGGAUCGCAUCAUCCUCAACAAGACCGACCUCGUGAGCGAGGAGGACCUGGACCGCGUCGAGAAGAGGAUCAAGACCAUCAACUCCUCCGUGUCCAUCGUGCGCACGUGCAAGAGCAAGGUGUCCACGGACUCCGUCCUCGAUCUCCACGCGUUCGACUUGAAGAAGACCGUGGAGAUGGACCCGGAGUUCUUGAACACCGAGAACGAGCACGAACACGACACGACGGUGAGCUCCCUCGCCGUCGUGGAAAAGCGACCGCUCGAUCUGGACUCGAUCCAGACGUGGGUGAACAAUCUCAUCGUCAACAAAGGUACGGAUUUGUACCGCAUGAAGGGCGUACUGAACAUCGCGAACUGCCCCGUGAGGUUCAUGUUCCAAGCCGUGCACAUGAUAUUCAACGGAGAGUUCGACGAGCCGUGGGGGAAGGACGAGCCGCGCGAGAGCAAGUUCGUUUUCAUCGGUAAAAACUUGGACCACAAGGAGCUGAGGAAAGGGUUCGAGGCGUGCAUCAUGACCCCGGAGCUCGCGGAGAACAAGCGAAGGUCGAUCAGGUUCCAGAUCGGCGAGAAGGUCCAGUGCAACACCCCCGACGGAUGGCAGACGGGGACGGUGGUCGCGCACCAGUACCGCGAGGACGACUUCCCGCCCGGGAUGACGGUGCCGUACCAGGUCGAGAUCGACGGCGGCGGCCUCGUUUACGCGCCGUACGACGACGACGACUUCAUUCGGGCGUCGCGCAAGUCUCCGAAGAGAGAGUGA
This is a messenger RNA of Micromonas pusilla CCMP1545, 1275 nucleotides long. RefSeq lists its product as uncharacterized. The record is from RefSeq and is a predicted model, not a curated record. Bases 1 to 1275 code for a protein of 424 amino acids. The transcript has 2 exons. Gene Ontology annotation, cellular component: cytoplasm. NCBI's taxonomy places the organism in Eukaryota, Viridiplantae, Chlorophyta, Mamiellophyceae, Mamiellales, Mamiellaceae.